GUGCGUCACCAGCCUCGGCCGAGGAGGGCUGUGCUGCUUGACGUCAUCAGUCCUGCACCUGCCAACAUGGAAGGCACCGGUGUCGCUGAAUCUGGGGCUGAGGCUCUUGGUUCUGAAGCGGCUCCGGUCACGGUCCGGGAACUUCUGCAGGACGAAUGUUAUUUUGACUUUUUAAGUGAAGAUUUUGAUGUAAAGACUUACACUUCUCAAUCUAUUCACCAAGCUGUAAUAGCUGAACAGCUAGCAAAACUUGCACAAGGAAUAAGUCAGUUGGAUAAAGAGCUACACUUACAGGUAGUUGCAAGGCAUGAAGAUUUAUUGGCACAGGCAACUGGGAUUGAAUCUUUAGAAGGUGUUCUUCAAAUGAUGCAGACAAGAAUUGGGGCCCUCCAAGGAGCUGUUGAUAGGAUUAAAGCGAAAAUUGUUGAUCCAUACAACAAGAUAGUAGCACGCACCGCACAACUGGCAAGACUUCAGGUAGCCUGUGAUUUGCUUCGAAGAAUAAUACGCAUCUUGUAUCUCAGUAAAAGACUCCAAGGACAGCUGCAGGGAGGAAGUCGAGAGAUAACAAAAGCUGCUCAGAGUCUCAAUGAACUUGAUUAUCUUUCCCAAGGAAUUGAUCUUUCUGGAAUAGAAGUAAUAGAAAACGAUCUACUUUUUGUUGCAAGAGCUCGACUUGAGGUUGAAAAUCAGGCUAAACGUUUACUUGAGCAAGGAGUGGAAACCCAGAAUCCAACUCAAGUGGGAACAGCACUUCAAGUUUUCCAUAAUCUUGGAACUUUGAAAGAUACUAUUACCAAUGUAGUGGAUGGGUAUUGUGCUACUCUAGAAGAAAACAUAAAUAAUGCAUUAGACAUCAAAGUUUUGACUCAGCCUUCCCAAACAACCAUGAGAGGAGGCCCUGGACGAUCCACUAUGCCAACCCCAGGAAACACUGCUGCCUUCCGUGCUGCCCUCUGGACAAAUUUGGAGAAACUUAUGGAUCAGAUCUGUGCUGCCUGUGGACAGGUUCAACAUUUGCAAAAAGUAUUAGCCAAGAAGAGAGACCCUGUUUCACAUGUUUGUUUCAUUGAAGAAAUAGUUAAGGAUGGACAGUCAGAAAUUUUAUAUACAUUUUGGAGUGUCGUUACUGAUACCCUUUCUUCUCGAUUUCAAACAGCCACAAAUUCUUCUAUGUUUUUGAAGCAAGCAUUUGAAGGUGAAUAUCCUAAGUUAUUGCGUCUUUAUAAUGACUUAUGGAAGCGUCUUCAGCAAUAUAGUCAAAAUAUUCAAGGCAAUUUUAAUUCAAGUGGAACCACAGACCUCUACAUUGACCUACAGCAGAUAGAAGAUGAUGUACAAGACAUAUUCAUGCAGAAAAAGCAGGAUUAUGAUCCAGAAAAGGCUUUAAAAGACUCACUGCAACCUUAUGAAGCGGCUUAUCUUUCAAAGUCAUUAUCUCGACUCUUUGAUCCUAUCAACCUGGUCUUUCCCCCCGGUGGUCGGAAUCCACCUUCUCCUGAUGAACUGGACAGCAUCAUUAAAACCAUAGCCAGCGAACUUAAUGUGGCUGCAGUUGACUCAAAUCUUACUUUAGCUGUGUCCAGAAAUGUGGCAAAGACCAUCCAGUUAUUUGGCGUGAAAUCUGAGCAGCUUCUCUCCACACAAGGAGAAGCAAGUCAGGUGAUUGGUCCUCUUACUGAAGGACAGAGAAGGAAUGUGGCAGUUGUUAAUUCAUUGUACAAGUUACACCAGUCAGUUAUGAAGGUAAUUUCCAACCAGAGCUCAUUCCCAGUAGCAGCAGAGGAAACAAUAGCUGCAGCCCUAAAGACAGUCCAUGCUCUCAUGGGAAAUGCUGUGCAACCUUUGCUGACUUCAGUGGGAGAUUCAAUAGAGGCCAUAAUCAUCACUAUGCAUCAGGAAGAUUUUUCUGGAUCAUUACCUAGCUCAGAAAAACCAGAUGUCCCUUGCUCUCUAUAUAUGAAGGAGUUACAAGGUUUUAUUGCCAGAGUGAUGAAUGACUACUUUAGACACUUCGAAUGUUCAGAGUUUGUCUUUGACAACACAGAAGCCAUUGCCCAGAGAGCAAUUGAACUUUUUGUUCGUAAUGCCAGUCUCAUAAGGCCACUUGGCGAAGGUGGAAAAAUGCGACUUGCUACUGAUUUUGCCCAGAUGGAACUGGCUGUGGCUCCACUCUGCAGACGGGUAUCUGACCUAGGAAAGUCCUACCGCUUGCUCAGAUCAUUCCGACCACUGCUAUUUCAGACAAGUGAACAUGUAGCCAAUAGCCCAGCACUGGGGGAUAUUAUCCCAUUCAGCAUUAUUAUUCAUUUCUUAUUUACAAAAGCUCCAUCCGAGUUGAAAUCUCCUUUCCAGAGAGCAGAGUGGUCCCAUGCCCGAUACUCCCAGUGGCUAGAUGAUCAUCCAUCAGAAAAGGACAGGCUUCUCCUUAUCAGAGGAGCUCUGGAAGCCUAUGUUCAAUCAGUGAAAAGCAGAGAAGGAAAAGAAUUUGCACCAGUUUAUCCAAUAAUGGUUCAACUGCUUCAGAAAGCUAUGUCUUUGCUUUAGUCAUUACCUAAAAUAUUCCCUUAAUGUUAUUUCCUGUGCUUUACUGACUUUUAUUCAGCAGUUACUUUAAGUGAAAGAGCAUAUACUACAUUUUUUUCUUGCUGUUCACUGUUACAAAAGAUCCAAAUCUCAAAAUUCUCUUUUCUUACCUCCUCUUCUAGAUAGCAUGUUGUAAAAUUUCAUGUUUCAAGAGUAUAAAAGAGAUAUUAUAAUCUAAAUAUAUCUAUGGAGCUAAUUCUGCCAAUUCUUCUUUUAAGAGCUGAUAAGAAUCAUCCCCUUAACACACAAAAAUGACCCCCCCCCCCAAAAUAGCACAUGGAUAAACACAUUUUAAAGUUGGUUGGCUCAGGCUAUGUAAUAGACACCAAUAAUAAGUUUUCUGUUCUCUCACUAACAUCUUCCCCUAGGGAAAAAAAAAAAAGGAAUAAAGCUAAGAGCUUUUAUUUGAA
Dromiciops gliroides (monito del monte) is the source of this 2996-nucleotide messenger RNA. RefSeq names its product component of oligomeric golgi complex 5 (gene COG5). Gene Ontology annotation, cellular component: COG complex. Lineage: Eukaryota; Metazoa; Chordata; Mammalia; Microbiotheria; Microbiotheriidae. The coding region runs from base 67 to 2547 and encodes 826 amino acids. Gene Ontology annotation, biological process: intra-Golgi vesicle-mediated transport. The record is from RefSeq and is a predicted model, not a curated record. The transcript has 22 exons.